AUGCAGAAAAAGAAACGAAGAAAAGGUCGUGUCUGGGUUAAACCAUGGAUUGGUCGUCGACCUACUUUGGGUGCUUCUACAAAACUUUUACCAGAACUCGCAGCAGAAGAUUCUGCAAGCUAUAAAAACCAUUUACAAAUGACGAAGCAAAAUUUUGAUAUUCUUCUCGAUUGUGUGACGCAACGUAUUAUAAAAAUGGAUACCCACAUGAGAGAUGCGUUAACACCACAAUUAAAAUUGGAAGUAACAUUAAGAUAUCUCGCAACAGGAGAUUCUUUCGCUUCAUUGCAAUAUUUGUAUCGUGUCCCAAAAUGCACAAUUUCAAAUUUUAUCCCUGAAGUUUGCCAAGCCAUUUAUGAUGCGUUAAAAGACUUUAUUAAGGUGCCAAGCUCUGAACAAGAAUGGAAGAAUAUUAUUCAAGGAUUUUCCACACGAUGGAAUUUUCCAAAUUGUGCUGGAGCUUUAGAUGGAAAGCAUAUUAUAUUACGAAGUCCUUUCUAUAGAUGCGUGAUGCGCUACACUUUCCAUUCAGACUCAGAAUUUUACAACUACAAGGGAACGUUCAGUAUUAUACUGCUUACAUUAGUUGAUGACCAAUACUGUUUUCAAUAUAUAGAUGUAGCUGCAAACGGAAGAGUAUCUGAUGGAGGGAUAUUUUCAAAAAGCAGUUUGAAUAAUAAAAAGUAUCCGAUACCCGAAUUCAGUACCCCUGCCCACCUUUGA
Onthophagus taurus is the source of this 723-nucleotide messenger RNA. The record is from RefSeq and is a predicted model, not a curated record. Lineage: Eukaryota; Metazoa; Arthropoda; Insecta; Coleoptera; Scarabaeidae.